AGUAUACCAUGCAGCUCCAUGGUAAAGUAUACUCGAGACGGGCUUGACACUGGCAGAUAAUAUUUUCGGGAACAUUUUUAUUGUUAAAUUCUGAUUCAACCUACAAUAAACAAUGGCGUCAUUCGUCUCCAGUAAUUGUCUAUUCACGGGACUUCGGGUUACAUUCUAUCGAACGACAAGGGAGCAUUAUGGAAAAUACUUGAGAAAUCGCCAGGUUUUCACAAGGAGCUGUAAUAUGCAGCGAGAAACCACCACUAUGGAAACCGUAUACCAUCAGUUUCAAAGGUUUUUGAAAGAUAUCCUGAAGGCAAGUCCAGACAAAUACCCCAAGUCAUAUCAUCUGAAGCAGUUCGGUUGGAACGAUUUCAACAAAAUUGGAGCCAUUCACCCUCAUUACCAUGUAGGAUACAGUCUGCUGGCAGCAUUACAGCAUUCACCAGUCGCUGCAGAUGGCGAGCCUGACGAGAGCACCUCUUACUUUGGCCGCUGUUUCAGUCUAAACUUCCUACUUGCAUACCACUCUACCAAUUUCGUUUCCAGGCCAGUCAGAUACGAUUCCUACAUUGCCUAUCUAGGGAGGACAUCUACGUACAUCGGCAUUGAACUUCGAGAUGACGAGUCCAACCUGCUUUACAUGACAGGCCAAAUGCAAUGCAUGACGAUUGACCUGAAAGAAAAGAAGCUCUUACCGGUUAGUCUGGAAUCAAUCAAGAAGUAUGAGGGUAAGAUCACGCUGAAGGAGGCCCCAAAGAGGCAUCAGUUCAUACCCAUGCAGUUUGCGAAAGAUGAUGUCUUCAAGUGGAAGACUGCAAUUCAGUGGAGUGACGUGGACCACAAUGGGCAUGUUAAUCAAAUGCCGUACAUGCGUUUCAUCUACGAUGCAGGGAGUUCUGCAGCUGUGGCGGGGUUCCUCAAGUCCUUCCACCGAGAGCUGAUCCACUACAGAUUGAAGACCUACGCUGUGGAGUACAUUAAGGAGUACCAUCAAGGACAAGAGCUUAAGAUUCUCUGUUGGGAGAUGAAGGACAAUCCGGGUACAAUCCAUUUUGAACUGCAUGUUGAAGGCAACGUCGUCAGUAGGAGUCAUCUGAUAUUCGAUGCACAGCAUCUGGCGCAACUUUAGAAUCGAGAUCCCCUUUAGGAGACCUCUUGUCGAAAGACCGAGCAACGUCUUUCGUUCAGGGGAGCGUUUCAUGAAAGGAGUUGUCAGACGUUUUAUCCGACAGUUAGGCUAGCUACCAUAGUAACACUGCUUCCUAGCCAAUCAACAUCAAGGGAAGUUGUCAAAUCUGAAAACUUGUCGGACAAAAAUGUUGAUUAAAUGCUCCCCAGGAUUCCUGCAUGCAUCCCUUCAUCUCGAAUCCACAUAAAGACGGUGUGAAAGAAUUGUCAUGGAGUUCCUUACGCGCAGCGCACUUUGUUAAAGCGCCCCCAAUGACCAAGGCGGAAAAGGGAAGGACCCAAGCAAUUUUCCGACUAGACAUCGCAACUAUCAUCAUUAAUGUUAUCCUUAACACAUUUUUUUUUUCGAAAGUAGACGGCUGUGGACCUGCGUUUUUUUAUUUUUUUAGGCGAACCCCUUCCGUUUUCAUGGUUUUGUUACAUCAUUUGUUUCGCAGAUUAGUCAGAUUCGUUCUUGUUAAAUUGCUUCUAGUUUAAAUUUAGUUUUUCUCGGUGUUGUCUUUCUCGACUUUAGUAAGGCAUGUGGUUCAGUUUUUUUUAGAUUAAUAAAUAAGAUGAAAUUUACGUCAAUUCCUUAUAAUUUAAUUGCCCCUUUUUCAGAAUUGAAUAUCGACAAGUUUCAUCUGGCGCUAAGGAAAGAGAAUAGGAAUAACAUAGUUAACAUCGUCACUAUUAUCAAAAGUUUCUUAACAGUCAAAAAAGUAAAAACUAAACUUUUUGGUGAUAUGUCCUUUUCAAGCUCUGCACCACGUCUUUGGAAUACUCUUCCAGCUUCCCUCCGUUGUAUCCCAAAUAUCGCAUCGUUUCGAUCCAAUUCAAAGACGUAUCUCAUGAAGAAAACAUAUUCAACAUAGACCCAUUUACAGUGUCCUUGAUAUUUUUAAAUAUUUUGUUAUAUGAUUUCUAAUUUUACUUUUGUUUGUAGGCCUAUAUUUGUUUUUUUUGUCUAUAGGCGUAUCCCGCCACAAGCCUAAGCUUUUAGGGUAUACACCUUCCUUAUUACAUGUACAUACGUAUAUUUUUCAUAACAAAUUGAUUUAUGUUUGAAUUAAUGUUUACAAGAAAAAUAUGUGAUGAAAUGGAUGAAAAUAAAUGUUUUAUUUGAAUUGACU
Messenger RNA from Lytechinus pictus (painted urchin), 2294 nucleotides. RefSeq lists its product as uncharacterized. Lineage: Eukaryota; Metazoa; Echinodermata; Echinoidea; Temnopleuroida; Toxopneustidae. The transcript has 3 exons. The record is from RefSeq and is a predicted model, not a curated record. Bases 113 to 1123 code for a protein of 336 amino acids.